This is a messenger RNA of Diachasma alloeum, 1187 nucleotides long. Its product is annotated as leucine-rich repeat-containing protein 47. NCBI's taxonomy places the organism in Eukaryota, Metazoa, Arthropoda, Insecta, Hymenoptera, Braconidae. Gene Ontology annotation, molecular function: phenylalanine-tRNA ligase activity; protein binding; RNA binding. Gene Ontology annotation, biological process: phenylalanyl-tRNA aminoacylation. The record is from RefSeq and is a predicted model, not a curated record.
CUAGUGCUUAUGUGUUGGAUGAAAACACAACGUGCCGGUGUGAUAACCUCCCAGCCCCCCAGACACACCUGAUAAUUAAUCAGGGCGAUUGUUAGAUUGAACGAGUGAUCGAGUGUCCACGAUGGACACAGCCACAGCCUGGACCGAAGUGUCCCAGAUAUGGAAGGAGAACAGACACGAAUUGGUGCUCUCAGGGGCCAAAGUGUCCCAGAGAAUAGCUGAAAAGGGCCUGGACAACAAUAUCUUCCACCUCCAGGGGCUGAACUACCUGAACAUCAGCCAGACCUCCCUGGAGACGAUCCCCCAGGACAUCUCGAGGCUGGAGAACCUGACGACCCUUGUCCUCCACUCCAACAGGAUCUCCAGCAUUCCGGAGGAGAUCAAGGCCCUGACGAAGCUGAAGGUCAUCGACUGCUCCAGGAAUCAGCUGAAGGACGUCCCAGAGGAGCUCUCCAACUUCCCUCAACUCAUGACCAUCAACUUUGGGUCUAACAUGCUCGACCAUCUGCCCUGUCAGAGGAUGAAUGUCAAGCUGGCGGCUCUGGACCUCUCCAAUAAUCAGUUCGAGGUGUUCCCGGACGUCUGCUAUGCUGAGCUCGUGCAUCUCGCUGAGAUCAGGGUCAAUGGGAACAGGAUCACGGAGAUCCCUGGGGGAAUCAAGGUCCUGCCUUCGUUGAAGCUACUCGACUUGGCUGAUAAUUGCAUUGCAGAUGUACCUAGAGAGUUGGCAGAUUGCCUAAAGCUGAAAGAACUAAAUCUAAAAGGAAAUAAACUUCACGACAAGAGGCUCCACAAGCUCGUGGACCAGUGCAGAACGAAACAAGUCCUUGAUUACGUCAAGCAACAUGGCGCCAAGUCAGAGAGCUCCUCCGGCCAGUCCGGGAAGGGCAAGAAGGAUAAAAAAGGGAGUAAAACCUCAGAGAGUGAACAUUCCGCCCAAGAGGUCGAGGCACUCACGCAUCAGCUGACUGUCUUCAGGGUGUCUGAUGACAGCAGGGUCAUCAAGAUCCUGGAGAACGUGAAGUCAGUGAGACCUCACAUCGUCUGCUGCAUUGUUCGUAAUCUCAAUUUCACUGACGAGAACUUCAAGAGGUUCAUUCAACUGCAGACGAAAUUGCAUGAGGGAAUCUGUGAGAAGCGAAAUGCAGCUACUCUGGCGACACAUGAUUUGGAUUUAAUUGUGCCAG